Molecule: messenger RNA, 1974 nt
Organism: Fibroporia radiculosa
Lineage: Eukaryota; Fungi; Basidiomycota; Agaricomycetes; Polyporales; Fibroporiaceae
Exons: 15
Coding region: 1-1974 (657 amino acids)
Biological process (GO): phosphatidylinositol dephosphorylation
Cellular component (GO): endoplasmic reticulum
Molecular function (GO): phosphatidylinositol-4-phosphate phosphatase activity
Source: RefSeq, a predicted model, not a curated record
AUGAAGCCACUACACCAACGUCUUAAUCUGUACACGAAUGGCAACGAGUCUUAUACGUUUGUACCUGCAGAACCAGUCGGCGCAAGGUCGCUGACCAUCUAUCGUAAUUCGGGCGACAUUGUCCUUAAUGCACCUAAUGCGCCACUUCCACAUACUGCUGAACGUUCGCCAAAGACGAUAUAUGGGAUAUUCGGUCUGGUGUCCCUCGCAUUGUCGGAGUACAUUAUCGUGGUGACAGGGCGUGAGCUGCGGGGUCGACUCAUGAGCCAGAACAUCUACCGUGCCACAGAUUACGACAUACUUCCUCUCAAUCCUGACAUGUCCGUGCAGAACCCCCCACACCCGGUUGAGGCGCAUCUGUUGGCACUUGUUCGGUCACACCUAGCAGGCGGGAGCUUUUUCUUCAGCUACGGCUGGGACUUGACAAGACGAUUACAAGCCCAAUGGUCGUCCUUGCAAGAGGAUGGGGACAAAGCGCUAUGGGAGAUUGCGGACGACAGGUUUUUCUGGAACAAGUUUCUGCACGCAAGGUUCAUUGAUGCAACUUUGGUUGAUCCGGAACAGAACCUGAGCCCAUAUAUCUUGCCCAUGGUUUAUGGCACGUUCGAUAUCCGUCCAGAGCGCGUCAAUGGUCAUCAUAUGCGGUUAUGUCUCAUCAGUCGACGCUCACGCUACCGAGCGGGUACGCGGUACUUCCGACGAGGUAUAGAUCACGACGGCAAUGUUGCCAAUUUCAAUGAGACCGAGCAGGUCCUGCUCGUUGGUCCUGAUGACACAAGCGUGCAACUCAGCUUCGUCCAAAUUCGAGGCAGCGUCCCUGUCUUCUGGGCAGAAGUGAACACGCUACGUUAUAAGCCGGAUGUACAGAUUAUGGAUAUUCAGGAAACGGUGGACGCGACGCGCAAACAUUUAUUAGACAACGUUUCUAUCUACGGCGAACAAAGCUUAGUCAACCUAGUCAACCAAAAAGGUCAUGAACAGCCAGUCAAGGAAGCGUACGAGCGCUCCGUCUCGCAGUUGAACCUAUCGAAAGUCAAAUAUGAAUACUUCGAUUUUCAUAACGAGUGCAAGAACAUGCAAUGGGAUCGAAUUGAUGUUUUGUUGUCGCGGCUAGACGAGGAUUUGAAUAGUUACGGAUAUUUCCAUCUAGACUCCACGCAACCUAGUCCAGUCAAGCUACAGACCGGUACCGUCCGUACCAACUGCAUGGAUAAUCUAGACAGAACGAACGUCGCGCAAUCUGCAAUCGCGAAGUGGGCAUUGAGCUCUCAGCUAAAAGCGCUCAAGAUUUUGCACGAGAAGGAUUCCAUAGAUCCCUACGAGGAAUUCAUGAAAGACUUCCGAGAAAUGUGGGCCGAUCAUGCGAACAUGAUCUCGAUUGCAUACAGUGGGACAGGUGCUCUUAAGACUGACUUUACGCGUACAGGCACUCGUACUCGGGCGGGUGCGCUCGAAGAUGGCUGGAACUCUGUGUUGCGAUAUCUCAAAAACAACUUCCUCGACGGUGCUCGCCAGGACGCGUUUGAUUUGAUGACCGGUGUGUUUGUACCCCGGAGAGGAUGGGUGCCAGCGGCACUGGUGCGGGACCGCAGACCCCUCAUAGUCCGUGCUGUGCCCUACGGACUAGGGUUUUCGUUGUUCAUGGUAUUUGCUGGUUUAACUCUGCCACGCACAUCUGAUUAUUCACUAUUCUACUACUUCGUUCUAUGGUUCUCACUGGUCGCCCUGUCGCUUGUCUUCGUGUUUGCACAUGGCAUCGACUACGUGAACUGGCCUCGGCUGGUGCCUCUCACGGAGAUAAUCUAUUACAACGGUCCGGGAUACCGGUCGGGAAACAACGGCAAGGGCUUCAGUAUACCAGCACUUAACAUCGAUAAACUAAAGGCCGCAUCGGGAAGCCAAGCGAAAGGCCAUCGGCGGGCAAAGAGCAAAUUGGAGGAGAUCGAGAUGGGUACGAAGGAGAGGAUCGACUAG